AUGAAGACCUACAUCUUUGCAGUCGCUCUAGCGGCUACUGCUGCUGCCAAGCCGACAGAGCAGAAGCGUGCUUCCAACUCCAAGAUCACCCCGGUGACCGUCAAGGGAAAUGCUUUCUGGGCCGGCAACGAGCGCUUCUACAUCCGUGGUGUUGACUACCAGCCCGGUGGCGCAUCCGACGCAAAGGACCCCAUUGCCGAUGAGGACGGCUGCAAGCGUGACAUCUCCAAGUUCAAGGAGCUCGGCAUCAACACCGUCCGUGUCUACACUGUUGACAACAGUGCUAACCACGACACCUGCAUGGGCCUCCUAGCCGACGCCGGCAUCUACCUGGCUCUCGACGUCAACACUCCCAAGUACUCGAUCAACCGUGCGAACCCCCAGAAGUCGUACAACAAGGUCUACCUCCAGAGCUUGUUCGCUACCGUCGAGAUGUUCGCCAAGUACGACAACACUCUGUUGUUCUUCUCUGGCAACGAAGUCAUCAACGACGACAAGACGACUGACUGCGCUCCUUACGUCAAGGCUGUCACUCGCGACCUCAAGUCGUACAUGAACGCCCGUGGUCUCCGCAAGGUCCCCGUCGGCUACUCUGCCGCCGACGUCGAGUCCAACCGUUAUGAGAUGGCCGACUACAUGAACUGCGGCGACGACUCCGUCCGCAGCGACUUCUUCGGUUUCAACGACUACUCCUGGUGCGAUCCCUCUUCGUACGAGACAUCUGGCUGGAACAUCAAGGUGCAGAAGUUUUCCAACUACAGCAUCCCUAUUUUCCUCUCCGAGUACGGCUGCAACACUAACACGCGCAAAUUCGAAGAAGUAAAGGCUCUCUACGACCCCAAGAUGACCAAGUCUUACAGCGGUGGUCUCGUCUACGAGUACUCGCAAGAAGAGUCAAAGUACGGCCUCGUCGAGAUCGACGGCAACAAUGUCAACGAACUCCCUGAUUUCACUGCCCUCAAGUCCGCUUUCGCGGGUACCCCCAACCCUACCGGUGACGGCGGCUACCUCUCCAACGGCCAGGCAUCGCAGUGCCCAUCUCAGUCCAAGACCUGGGAUGUUACCCUUAAGAGCAACGAGUUGCCCAGCCUGCCUGAUGGUGCCAAGGAUUUCUUCACCAAGGGUGCCGGUGAUGGUCCUGGUCUCAAGGGUGAUGGAUCUCAGGAUGCCGGUUCUUCCACCCCAGAUAUCGGUGAUGCGGGUGCUGGCGCUGUUACCUCUGGUGGAAAGACGCCUACCUCUACUGGCUCUCCCACCAGCUCUGCUGGCGCAGCUGCUAACGUGCGUCCUAUGAGCUUCGGUCUUGCACCCAUUGUCUGUGGUGCUGUUGUGCUUGCUUCUUCGCUUUUCGGCGGCGCGCUUGUUUUGUAA
This is a messenger RNA of Bipolaris zeicola 26-R-13, 1371 nucleotides long. RefSeq names its product glycoside hydrolase family 72 protein. Bases 1 to 1371 code for a protein of 456 amino acids. Gene Ontology annotation, molecular function: 1,3-beta-glucanosyltransferase activity. Gene Ontology annotation, cellular component: cytoplasm; fungal-type cell wall. Lineage: Eukaryota; Fungi; Ascomycota; Dothideomycetes; Pleosporales; Pleosporaceae. The transcript has 3 exons. Gene Ontology annotation, biological process: fungal-type cell wall (1->3)-beta-D-glucan biosynthetic process. The record is from RefSeq and is a predicted model, not a curated record.